This is a messenger RNA of Epinephelus fuscoguttatus (brown-marbled grouper), 3284 nucleotides long. RefSeq lists its product as uncharacterized. The transcript is spliced from 6 exons. Gene Ontology annotation, cellular component: external side of plasma membrane. Lineage: Eukaryota; Metazoa; Chordata; Actinopteri; Perciformes; Serranidae. Gene Ontology annotation, biological process: immune response; cell surface receptor signaling pathway; negative regulation of T cell proliferation. The coding region runs from base 140 to 1735 and encodes 531 amino acids. The record is from RefSeq and is a predicted model, not a curated record.
CUUGGGUUCCUCCCUUAUAGUCACAUGAUAUUCAUAGUCUGCCCUACCUCUUGCAGUCGUCUUGAACACGUCGCGUCCUCCUGUAAAACUUCUGAAUGAGCUAUUGAUCAUCAGUCUGCCUCGAGCUGCUCCUUGAGCCAUGAAACCAAUGUCGGACACUGAAUUAAUAGUUUUCCAAACCGCUUAUAGAUUUACAAGAGCUCUGUGUCGGUGUUUUUGCGUCUUUGCCAUGCCUGGACGUCUUUUCCUGGUCGCCGCCCUGCUGUCUUGUUGCGCAGGAGACGUCCAGAAGGUGAGUGCACCAGUGAAGAUCCUGACCUUUACUGGCCAAACGGUCAUCCUGCCCUGCCACAUCAAUGUCAAUAAUGGUGACUUCCCAACAGUGGAGUGGUUCCACAGAAGUACGGAUCAAAAGAUCGCCCUCGUGUACCGGCAGGGCUGUGAGACCUUUGCGGAGAAGGACCCGGCCUUCCACUUCAGGACAAACCUCUUCAUGAAUGAGCUGAAAAAUGGGAACAUCUCGUUGAGGCUUUCCAACGUGCAGCUCUCUGAUGCAGGAACAUUCAUAUGCAAGAUAAUCUGGAGUGCGCCCCAGGAGAUCGUUAGAAUAGAGCUUGUUGUUGCUGCAGUUUCGGAGCCAAAACUCUCAAUGGUUUUAGAUGCAGGUGAUGACGUGACUCUGCUGUGUGAGGCGAGCUGCUGGUCCCCGCAGCCUGAGAUAACAUUUGUUGAUGCCCAGGGACAGAACAUCAGUGCUGAAGACCCACAGAUUGAUGAAGAUUCCAGAACGCGGUGUUUCACAGCUACAAGGAGAGCGACUGUGCGGACUGCCAGCAGGGUCACCUGCAGAGUUCACCUGCCUGAAAUAAACGAGAUGAGGCACAAAGAGAUUCAUGUACCAGAUGGCUGCUUCAAGAGAACAGAGAGAGAGGGCACCUCCUGCACUGCAUUAAUUAUCAUCGCUGUUCUACUAACCACAGUUGUAACUGGAUCAAUCUCAUGUGCAUUAACUUCCCUCCUGUGGAAGAAAUGUGGCGACUCUGUGGGGAGAAGGAAAAUGCGGUUCUCACAGUCAUCACAACAGAGUUCAACACGCAGCAAUGCAGAUGGUCACAACACAAGAAACCAGGCUGAUCCCACUGGAAAUGCCACCACUGAGCACCUGAGAAGAAUCAGUGAACUGGAGUCGUCUCUUCGUGACAAAGAGGGAAUCAUCCGCCAACUAACUGAGGAACUCAAGGACCUUAGAUCUAUGCAGGGUCCUGUUGUGUGCCAGCAUGACCAACCUACGGUUGACAAAAAUCCCUCCAAAUCCUCACCAGACGUCUCAGAACCCACUAACCUACUCCCAGACCAGUUUCCCCACGACGACAAUCCAAAACCAGCAGCCUUAAUCAGUAGCAAAAAUCCAAAAUCUGUGAAUUUACCCCAGAACAAAGAUUCAAAACCUGGCGUCGCAAUGCGAAUUCCAGCAUCCGGCCUACCGAUCCAAAGAGGCAGUCACAGACACAGCAGUCCUGCCCUUUUGACACAUGGCAGUGCUACGUUGCCAAGUGCUUCUUCAGCCUUGCCUUCGGAGGAAACGCACGUUGUCCGUUCGAUGAGUAUGUCUGAGUCUCGGCCUCGUCAAAACAGUUCCAAGAUCCAGCGAAGAUACACCACCUCAGCCAUGUCUUAUAACCGCUUUAAGGUUCUGGCAAAUUUGCCAGAAGAUGAUUCAGAGCCGUUGCUGUGAAUGAGAACAAAGAAAAACUGUGAUCCGUUGUUUUUGCGAGCGUAAGAAACUAAAAUUUGAGGUGAUCGACUCACAGCUGUAAGUUGGAUAGGAGUUUGGGUGGUUUUUGUAAGAGAAAAAAGUGACAUUACAGAUGUUUACAAAACUCUUGAUACUGAUGAGUUGCUGCUCAUUCAUCAGAUCUGAAAAGUGCAGCACAUCCUGUGAACCAAAGACCUGCUAGUGUGUAUAGAUGGAUGUAGACGUUUAAAACAAACAGUCUCUGCACACUUAAAGUGAUUCAGGUUUCUGGUCUUCAAACCUUGUGUGAUCCUAGAUUGAGAUCUAAAUUUCAAGUUCCACAUCAGCGACAUAAUGAAACUAGAAAAGCACUCAGACUGCAGACCUCCGCCAAGUAGGCGAUAUUCCCUCCCCCUCUGCAUCAGAUUUUGCAGCCUGCAUCACAAUUAGGUUAUUUGCAUCACUAUCAUUAUUAGGUCAUAUAUGCCUUCACCAUGGAGGCACUGUGGUGUAUUUAUUUCGUUUUUAUUUUGUACCAACACAGAAUAUGGGUUUUUUGUAUUUUUCACUUUCUUUUUUUCCAACAUAGAACAUUAAUUUUAACUUUAGAAUUACAACAAUAUUUAGCAAGUAGAACAAGACGUGCUUUCCGGCCACCAGAUGGCGCUAUUUUCAUCGUCUUUUUAGAAAUUGGAAUUGCUGCUGAAGCUGUCAGAUGAUAGACUUUUUUAUUAUUUUAUCCACUUUGCUUCAACUGAUCACCACCAAUUUUAUCGUCUGUUCCUUGUCCCAUUAUCCACCUUUCCUUAAAAUUUCAUCAAAAUCCGUUCAUAACUUUCUGAGUUAUUUUGCAGACAAACAGACCAAUGCCGGUGAAAACAUAACCUCCUUGGCGGAGGUAAAGAUUAUUUUUCUACCUAAGAAACAGCUGAAGUACGACCAUUUAAAAAUCAGAAAGAUGCUAAUUCAUGCCUUUAUUUCAAUUUGACUCGAUUACUGUGAUGCACCUUUUACUGGGCUUCCAAAAAAAAAUACUGAGGGACUUCAGCUCAUUCACACCUCUGCAGCUGGCUAUGAACCAGAACCAAGAGGAGAGAGCACAACAGUCUAGGUUAAGCUGCUCUGCACAGACUUCCUGUAACAUUUAGAAGUCUGUCAUUCAGAGUCCUUAAUGAGCUAGGACCGAGCUACAUUGCUAACUUCCUUGUUAACUAUUUGCCUUCAAGAACACUGCGAUGAUCCAACCAAACUGCCAGUGUAAAUGUUGGGAUUGCAUGUUUCUGCAAACCAUUGAUACUUUUCACAUUGGUACGAUAUUAUUCAGUAGAUACAUUAAAACAUUAGCCUUCUUUACAUUUUCACAAUUCUGUGGUUAACGUGAUUAUGUUUAGGCAUAAAGACCACUUGGUGCUAAUAGGAAAAGAUCACGUUGUGGCUUGAAACACCCACAUUCGGUUACAUUAACGCCACUGGAAAUGCGGUCACAACUUGCCAAAAAAGCCCAUGUUUGGCGGUGCAAUCACAAAUGUCGCUGGAAAUGCACAGGGGU